Paramecium pentaurelia is the source of this 643-nucleotide messenger RNA. Lineage: Eukaryota; Ciliophora; Oligohymenophorea; Peniculida; Parameciidae. The record is from the annotation of a GenBank genome assembly.
AAUGAGUAAUGCAAAGUAUUUACAUAUCAAUACCUUUAGAUCUGAUGGUGAGAAUUAAAAAUUUAUUAUGGGUGAUGAACCUUUGAGAUUUCAAAAUUAUGUUGCUGGAUAGGAUGAACAACAAGGUAUAAAUAUAUUCAAAUCUUAGUCCCAUAAUAAGAUCAAAAUUUAGAAUACUACAAUGAAUAUCUAAGACUUUAUAUAGCUAAUGUUGUUUUAACAAAUUAAGUAUUAUAUAGAAUUUAUAUUAGUUAAAAGAACUUUUGAAUGAAAAGAAUGAACUAGUCAAUAAAUUAAAUAAAUUAGAAGUAAUUUUUAAUAUCACCAAAAUUCAAGCGUCGAAAUUAAGAGCUCAAUUCAAAUGUUGAAGAAACUGGAGAAGAAAGAAAGAAAAGAUUAAGAAGACCUGCAUAAGAAAUUGAAAGACAUUUUACAUGUCCUAUAGAAAAUUGCUAAAAGAAAUAUGGGUAAAUGUUCAUAAUAAGUGUUUUUUUUAGAGCUGAAGGGUCUCUCAAUUAACAUAUCAAACUUAAACAUCCAGAAUUAGUGAAAGAUAGAACAUUUUAUAAAUCAAAUGAAUAAUCUCAAUAAUAAGGAGAGCCUGAAUCAUUAUCAGAUCUAAAACAAGAAUAAAAUUAAUGAC